Anoplophora glabripennis (Asian longhorned beetle) is the source of this 2764-nucleotide messenger RNA. Its product is annotated as LMBR1 domain-containing protein 2 homolog. Lineage: Eukaryota; Metazoa; Arthropoda; Insecta; Coleoptera; Cerambycidae. The transcript is spliced from 11 exons. The coding region runs from base 1 to 2109 and encodes 702 amino acids. The record is from RefSeq and is a predicted model, not a curated record. Gene Ontology annotation, cellular component: membrane.
AUGAGUUACGCACCUCUGGUUUCGAAAAUUUUGGUUUCUUUCAUACUAGCUUCUACAGUAUUGUAUCGCUAUGGAAACUGGUUCAGACAUCGCAUCUUCGUUACGUUAAUUGUAUUGUUAGCUUGGUACUGUAGUUUCUUAAUCAUAUUCGCUUUACCCCUCGAUGUUAUUUCCACUGUGUAUCGUCAAUGUCAAGAAGAAAACCAUGAAAAUGUAACGACCUCUAAUGUAACUUCUCCAAAUAUAACGUUUGCAAGUCCUAUUCCUAGAUGUGAAGAACCUUGGAGUAAUGUACCAAAGAGAGUUUUUCCUAAUCUAUGGCGCACCGUUUAUUGGAGUACCCAGUGCUUGACUUGGCUUAUAAUGCCAAUGAUGCAAUCUUACAUAAAAGCGGGUGAUUUCUCUGUAAAAGGAAAACUAAAAUCCGCUUUAAUAGACAACGCUAUUUAUUACGGAUCUUACUUGCUCAUUUGCGGGGUGUUGCUUAUUUAUCUAGCUCUUAAACCUGGAAUAGACUUGGAUUGGCCAAAGUUGAAAGCUAUCGCUUCCUCUGCUAGUAAUACUUGGGGUUUGUUCCUGUUAGUGUUAUUGUUGGGGUAUGCACUUGUGGAGGUUCCUAGAAGAUUGUGGCACAAUUCGAAUGUCGGUUAUGUGUUAACUCACUCCUAUUUCAAGGCAGCUAAACUAAGUUCGGAUAAAUGCGAAGCGGAAGAAACUGUGGAUGACGUUUUAGAGUCUCUACAAGCUAUAUCUCUCGCUAUAAGACCAGGUCACGUUCUGCAUCAACACUUGGAAACUAUAUUGCAAAAAGUACCGACGGAGUUAAGAGAUAGGAUGAAUCGUAGGCAGUUGCCCGACGAUACGCCGACAGACCUGCCAUCGGAAAAAGCGCUAGUCAGGCUGCAUAAACAAACUAUUAAGUCAUUGCAAGUUCUUCAGAGAACUGAAACGCAAUGGAAUAUUAUGGUGAAACGCAUUUUCGAGUUGGAGGAUGUUCUUAAAAAUCAAAUUAGCAGCGAUAAAAGGUUUAUGAGAACUUUCCACAGGGAGCGAAAUUGGUUUACAAGAUUUGUGUACACAUCCACAGUAGAAUGGUACUGGAAGUGUGUCCUUUACGGUUAUACACAGAAAAUGUUAGCGGUUCUCGCUGGUGUAUUCUCCGUUUGUGUGGUAUGGUCGGAAGUGACAUUUUUCAACGUAUACCCGCCGCUGUCUAUAUUCGCCGUUAUUGUCAACGUAGCAAAAAAGAAUUACGAUUAUUUUACUAUCGAGUUGCUUUCGACGGCAGUUAUCCUAUACCUGUGCUACUGCGCCUACUCCACGGUACUUAAAAUAAGGGUGUUAAACUUGUAUUACCUAGCACCACAUCACCAAACCAAUGAAUACAGCUUAAUAUUCUCCGGGAUGAUGUUGAGUAGACUCACACCGCCGCUGUGCUUAAAUUUCCUCGGCCUCAUUCACAUGGACAGCCACGUGAUAAAGAGCCAAGUAAUGGAAACUUCCUACACACAGAUAAUGGGACAUAUGGAUGUCAUAGGUAUAAUUUCUCACGGCUUUAAUAUUUAUUUUCCGAUGGCCAUAUUAGUAUUUUGUUUAGCCACCUAUUUUAGUCUAGGAUCUAGGUUUUUGUCGAUGAUAGGUUUUCAUCAGUUUAUCGACGAUGACGAAAUGACUACAGAUUUAGUUGAAGAAGGGAGAGAUCUAAUUAAAAGAGAAAAACGCAAGAGGCAACGUGCCGAGGAAUCUACUAGCAGGAGAAAGGACUUGCAAGAUCGGUAUCCAAAUAUGGGCCGAUAUAGACAAAGAAGCAGUACAGACACAAUAAGGCCCAUGCAACAACUGGACAGUUCAGAGAACACUAGAUCGGUCCUAAGAGAUUCUCACGGGUUGGAAUCCUAUAACGGCACGAAGUUUUCGAACGAUGACAUCGAUACUCGUUUCCCGCCCGACGACGAUAUCGAUGCUCGAUUCGGCGCCAGCACCGGAUUUAAUGAAAGAUACGACAGCUCUAAUGAAUUGGAACCUAGAUUUUCGGAUAGUUAUCAGCUAAACAAUAAUUAUAGAACUAGAGUAGGUGUUCCUCCUAGGGGUAUAUUUGACGAUGUUUGACUUAGUUAAAUUCAUUGGUUGAGGUAACUAAUUUAUAAUUUAUUUUUCUUAAUCAUUUUAUAAAAUUUCAUUUUACCAUUGUAGCUAGUAAUGAUCAUUAUUUAAUUAUUGUAACUGUUAUUAAAUAUUAAACAGUGUGUUACGAGUUAAUUCGUCAUGUUGACAACUGUUUUUUUUUUCAAUUUGUGCAAUAUUUGAAUAGUCGUUAGUAUUUACUUUUUUUAGCUUCAUAGUACUUUUUUGUUAUUAUUAGAGAGCAGACUUUAAAAAUAUAUAAAAUAAAUGUACACGUCUCAUAGAAGACACUUAAAAUGAGGCAGAUAUUUUUGCAAACUGUACAGGGUGCUUCCGCAAUAAGCGUCUCCAGUACACUGCAACGUUCGGAAAGAAGUGUAAGGAUAAAAUUUGCUUGAAACUUUAGACUUUUUUAAGUUUAAUUUUCAGAAUAUAUUAUUGCAUGUAGAUAAAACGUUCUGUUGAGGUUAUAAGUGAUAUGAAGUUUGUGAUGUGUACAUUUCCAUAAACAACUGUAAAUUUUUUUCUAAAGUACCAAAUUAAUUGAAUAAUUUUUUAAAAUUACGCAAGAAUUGCAAAGAAUAAUCCCUAACUAUCUGUAUUUUGUAAAGGCUUAGGAAUAAAUGUUUGCGGAAUUUAG